Candoia aspera is the source of this 3281-nucleotide messenger RNA. RefSeq names its product dihydropyrimidinase (gene DPYS). Gene Ontology annotation, cellular component: cytoplasm. Gene Ontology annotation, biological process: pyrimidine nucleobase catabolic process. NCBI's taxonomy places the organism in Eukaryota, Metazoa, Chordata, Lepidosauria, Squamata, Candoiidae. The transcript is spliced from 10 exons. The record is from RefSeq and is a predicted model, not a curated record. The coding region runs from base 72 to 1574 and encodes 500 amino acids. Gene Ontology annotation, molecular function: dihydropyrimidinase activity.
CCUUCAAAACGCGGCUCCACUGAGCUCCGCGCGCGGCGACGGGGCGAGCGAUUCCUGCAGAGACGUCGAUCAUGCAGAAGCUCUUGAUCCGAGGUGGGAAAGUGGUGAACGCGGACUGCUCCCAAGUGGCUGAUGUGUACAUCGAGGACGGGGUCGUGCGGGCGAUGGGGCCGCAUCUCCAGCCUUCCCCCUCCGACGGAGUCCAGGUGCUGGAUGUCUCGGACAAGCUGGUUCUUCCCGGCGGGAUCGACACUCACACGCACAUGCAGUUCCCCUUUAUGGGAACGCAGUCAAAAGACGACUUUUAUCACGGAACGAAGGCUGCCCUUGCAGGAGGUACCACUAUGAUAAUGGACUUUGCAAUACCUCAGAAAGGGUGUUCCCUCAUUGAAGCCUAUGAGCAAUGGAGAAGCUGGGCAGAUCCUAAAGUCUGCUGUGAUUAUGCACUACAUGUGGGAGUCACAUGGUGGAGUGAUCAGGUCAAAGAAGAAAUGAAAAUUCUUGCUCAGGAAAAGGGUGUCAAUUCCUUUAAGAUGUUUAUGGCAUAUAAAAAUCUCUAUAUGCUUAGAGAUCCAGAAUUAUUCAUGACCUUCAGUCAUUGUAAACAAAUUGGUGCAAUUGCUCAAGUUCACGCAGAGAAUGGGGACUUGAUUGCAGAGGGUGAAAAGAAGAUGCUGGCUUUGGGAAUAACUGGUCCAGAGGGACAUGAAAUGGCCCGACCAGAAGAAGUGGAAGCAGAAGCCACUUUGAGAGCAAUUACCAUUGCAAACUCAGUGAACUGCCCUCUCUAUGUUGUACACGUGAUGAGCAAAUCUGCAGCCAAGGUAGUGGCAAAUGCCCGCAGGCAAGGCAAAGUCGUGUAUGGUGAGCCUAUAGCUGCAGGCCUUGGUACAGAUGGCACUCACUACUGGCAUAAAGACUGGCCUCACGCGGCAGCCCACAUCAUGGGCCCUCCACUACGGCCUGAUCCUUCCACCCCAGACUUCCUCAUGAAUCUUCUAGCAAAUGGUGACUUGACUUUGACUGGAACAGAUAACUGCACAUUUGACAUCUGCCAGAAGGCUUUGGGAAAAAAUAAUUUCACAAAGAUCCCAAAUGGAGUGAAUGGAGUGGAAGACAGGAUGUCAGUGAUCUGGGAGAAAGGAGUGCACAGUGGCAAAAUGGAUGAAAACAGAUUUGUAGCUGUUACUAGCACAAAUGCAGCUAAAAUCUUUAACCUAUACCCAAAAAAGGGAAGGAUAGCUGUGGGCUCUGAUGCUGACAUCAUCAUUUGGGACCCCAAAGCUACAAGGACAAUCUCAGCCAGGACACAUCACCAGGCCAAUGAUUUUAACAUAUUUGAAGGAAUGAUCUGUCAUGGAGUACCCCUUGUGACCAUUUCACGGGGCAAAGUGGUUUUUCAAAGUGGAGUCUUUCAUAUCAAAGCAGGAGAGGGGAAAUUUGUUCCUUGUGACCCUUUCCCUGAAUAUGUUUAUAAACGGAUCUGGCAACGGGAUCAGGAAUGUCAGCCUGUUGCUGUCAAGCGAGCACCGUAUGUGGGAAAAGUGAUCACACAAACCACUGAACCAAAAUAACCUCCUGACAUAGCUGAUGUUAUUCAGGUCAAAACAGUUGAAAACUAGUCUGUGUCCUGGUUAUGCAAUCUGUUUUGGAGUCAUAUUAGCCUGCAAUUCUUGAUUUGAAUGCCUGAAGAUUUCUGGAUGAUAUACCAAUCUGGUGAAACUGUUCUGCACUCUCCAUUGGUGUUUUAAUCAUUGCUAUCUUUUGGGAAAUUACAGCAAGAUCAUCUCUCUGUCCAUGGACUUUGACUUCUAGAGAAAUCACUGUGGUUUUUCCAGCACCUGAUAAUCUAGUUCUCCGAUCUUCUUUUAGUAUCUGAUUUAUAGCAAUUAGAGCUAUCCCUGUUAGAUGACUUACGGCACCUGCCAUGACUGUCUGCUGGAAGAAAAUCUGGAGAGGAUGAAUUAUUUGAUUUGAACAGGAUGCAGCUCCUUAACUGCUAUUAACUCACCAGUCUUUGGAAGAAAUGUUCACAGCUUUAAGGCAUGAGUUAAUCCUAACAGUGAAAACAGUCAUGACUAAACUGGGGAUGUCACUUAGGAAAUGCCUAUACUUGAAAGCUAAGUGAAGACCUAAUCCAAAGCGCCCCCAACCCAUUUUCCUUACUCUUGGAAAACAGUACCUAGGUCCUGCUACUACACUCACUUUCAGGGUGUGUCCACCCAACACCUUUGCAGCAUUCCAGAAUCAGAUCUGGUUCUAUCUAUUUGCAUGGCAUGGAACCAGCUUUUUGGCUCUGUUCAUAUGUAUUUAAUAAGAUUUUGGCUCUGCUCUGGUUUACUGAACCUGGAGCAAAGCUGGAUCAUCCCUAAGCACUUUUUGCAAUGCUUAUAGGUGACCAGUUUUUCUGUUGGCAUAGCUCUUGCCUUGCCAUCUGAAGACAACUGAACCUGGCUUUUAAAUUUUUAAAAAAUGCAAUGGAUCUGACUUGAGGAAUUUAUACUAAACAUUCUAGUAUAACAUACAUACUAAAUGUCUUUUUUCCUUGCCUCCCUCAAAAAAAAAAGGAGGGUCUGCAUUUUAGAAUGUACAUUUUGUUAUUAUUGGAUAUGUGUAGACUCAACCAUUUGCUGGGGAAUUCUGGGAGUUGAAGUCCACAUAUCUUAAAGUUCCUGAGGUUGAGAAACACUGGUGUAGGGACAGGGGUAGUCACCUCAGUCUAAUUCUAAUUGGCUUAGGAUAACUAAAACCCUUCAUUUCAUAUUAGGUCUUUCAUCUGUGGAAAAUAAAACAAGAAAUGGAAAACAAGUAGAGGAACUGAAGAUACUUGGUGAUGAUAUAUCAGGAAAGAAAAUAUCCAUCCACAUAACACAAUAGGGCAAAAAGUGAAGGAGAAGAGAUUGGACAAAUCUUUUAGAAGGCUAAGGAAGCAAACUGAAAAUAGUAUUGAAAGAAAUUGGGCAGCAUAUACAUUUAAUACAUUAUUAUUAUUAUUAUUAUUAUUAUUAUUAUUAUUUACAUGAAAAGGAACUGAUACUUUGACGUGGUAUCAGGAAAUAGUUUGUUCAACUGAGUGACCUCAUUCUGCAGUGAAAAGUGAACUAGUAUAAAGGAAAAAAAGCAAAUGUUUUUUAUUUAUUUUUCACUCAUAGAGCCAUGUAUUUCUUUAAUGGUUUCCAAAAUUCAUAUUGAGGCAAUCAGUGUUUUGCAAAACAGGCACAAACAUUUGAAGUUCCAGGAGCUUUUCACCAGGCAAAACAGUUUAAGAACCUAUGACUAAU